This is a messenger RNA of Spirodela intermedia, 2009 nucleotides long. Lineage: Eukaryota; Viridiplantae; Streptophyta; Magnoliopsida; Alismatales; Araceae. The record is from the annotation of a GenBank genome assembly.
AUGGCGGCGGUUGCUGGCAUCGAGGAGGAACCCAUCGGCUCGCCUCUGGGGUUCUUGGGGAAGGGGGGGGAGGGCGGCGAAGCUGCGACAGCCGGUGUUUCCUGUGCUUCUUCUACUGCGGCAGAGGACGGAGAAGCCCUGGGAAGCUGCGGGGGAUUGGGGGAGGACAGGGUGAAGGGGCCGUGGUCGCCAGAGGAGGACGUCAUCCUGAGCCGCCUCGUGAGCAAGUUUGGCGCCAGGAAUUGGAGCCUCAUAGCCAGGGGCAUCCCUGGGCGCACUGGGAAAUCGUGUCGGCUGCGGUGGUGCAACCAGCUCGACCCCACUGUCAAGCGCCAGCCAUUCACUGGUAUUUUCUCCAGAACCCCAUUUGGUAUUUCCUGUGAAUGGCUACUCAUUUUUCAUCUGGUUUAAGCUUUUGCAUCACUCACUGGAUCCCUGUUCCCUCCGUGAUUUGAGGCCAGACGAACGGGAAGCAGUGGGAAAAUCAGGGGGUUCAUAAGUUUGCGGUCAUCUUCCUUGAUUGAGGAUAUCUCGUGGAGUAUGGUUGUUGAUUCACCUUCUUCUCCAUGCGAAAAUGGUGCUGGACUGUGUGGAAUUUGCAAGAAACCCACAUUAGGGUUUUAGACGUACUUUGAUUUGAAAUGAAGUUUUGUGACUUCUUGUGAUUCUAGUUGUUGUCGAGCCAGACUCUGACUUCUGUGUUAUGAGUCUUGGUGUUCUGUGUUUCGGAGUGAUUCCGUGCAAAGUCUGGUUCUAUGGAGAAGUCCUCCGUGGCAGGAAGAUCAUAUAAUCACUAUAUCUUUUUAGGAGGCAAAAAACUAUCUUCGUAUAAUCAUAAAUCAAUAUUUUUUCAUCUCCUUCGUCCUCCAUGGCAUCAAUAGAGGGAAUUCUACUGUAAAUACCGGGGAUAUCAUCCUCACCGCUUCCAGAUAUAAUAAUUUUAAUAAUCUUUUUUGAGCCACAUAUGGGCAAUAAUUCUUUUGAUUCCUUUUGGCAUACGUCAUAUGAUCAUGUAGUUGUCUCGGAACCGUAUUUUACUCAUUCUUGCCCUAUUAUUAAUUUAUGGCAACUUUCUCAUCUGAAAUUUUAUUUUAAUUUUUUCCUCUCCCUGUAAAUUCUCUAGUUAUAAGUUCCUCGGGACUGAAUCGGAUCAGAUGGUAUCACUAAUCAUAAAUCAAAAACUUUAGCUAUCAACUAUGUAAGCUUGGGUCAGACAAGGAAUCAGCCCUUUUGAACUCUUGAAAUCCUUCACUUGGUGUGAUCAUUAGCUCACGACGUUAAGGCUGAGCUGCUUUUUAGAUUACAUGCAAUAUAACGACCCUCUGGUCUGAAAUUCUGCAAAAUCUUCCUCUCUCUUUCCUGCAGACGAGGAGGACCGGAUCAUCGUGGCCGCCCACGCCAUCCAUGGGAACAAAUGGGCCUCCAUUGCGCGGCUACUGGAAGGGAGAACGGACAACGCAAUAAAGAACCACUGGAACUCCACCCUGAAGCGGCGGUGUGUCGAGGCUGGUAAGCCCAGGGAUGCCGCCCUGGAGGAGGUGAGGGUCUCAUCAGAGGAUGGCUUAUCGUUCGGUGAGGCGAGCUCUUUCAGGUCUUGCGAUCAGUCGGAAGACAAGGGCCAAGUUAUCGACAACCAUUCCCCUAGCAGAGAGAAGGAGCGAUCCAUCCUGUUCCGUCCCAUUGCGAGGGUGAGCGCCUUCAGCCCGUAUGCGCCCCCCACCAGCAGUCGGCCCCUGAGGUCCUCCCGGCCGGAAGCUGAGUCCUGUAGGACGUUCAAUGAGGCUGGUCAGGUGCCGGCUUGUUGUGGGCAUGGUUGCUGCUGCCCCGGAGAGGGGAUUGCCCCUGGGAGCAACUUGCUGGGCCCAGAGUUUGUUGAAUAUGCCGAGGAGAUUGCAGUUCCCGGCCUGGAAGUGGCGUCCAUAGCUAGAGACUUGAACAAUGCAGCAUGCAUGAGGAGCGGGUAUACCGCCGAGGUGAUGCCCAGGCUCUGGAAUCAAAUUCCUAGAUGA